Chanos chanos (milkfish) is the source of this 2043-nucleotide messenger RNA. RefSeq names its product formiminotransferase cyclodeaminase N-terminal like 1 (gene ftcdnl1). The transcript has 7 exons. Lineage: Eukaryota; Metazoa; Chordata; Actinopteri; Gonorynchiformes; Chanidae. Gene Ontology annotation, molecular function: folic acid binding; transferase activity. The coding region runs from base 306 to 1301 and encodes 331 amino acids. The record is from RefSeq and is a predicted model, not a curated record.
UAUGUGGCGUUACCGUGCUUAACAUUUAAGUGAUACUUUACAUACCUUUAAGUUUCUUAACUGAGUUGUAAAAGGACAAGGAAUAUCCACCAGGAGUUGGAACGCAUAUUUGGCUUUUAGCACUACUCAGUUGUGACAUACUGUGGACAGGGACUGAAAGCAUGAGAAAUGUUCAAGGUUGCCUAGCACUGUUUGCGCCUGCACUUCGAAAUUUCUGUACCCAUGAGAGAUAAAAAAUGACCAUAGUUAAGUGUUGUGACUGGUGAUGUUUUCCAUAAGCCCCUAACACAGAAGCACGUCCUGAGAUGGCUACUCCUGCCCUGGGUCGGCGUUUGGUUGCCUGUCUCCUGAACAUCUCUGAGGCCCGCAGGAAAGACUUGGUCGAGACCGUGGCCCGGGCUGCCAUUACAGAUGGAAAUGGGACCAGACGAGAGGGCUCCACAGUUCUAAACAUCUUUAAUGAUUUCGACUACAACCGUUCUGUCAUCACUAUAGUCGCAAGCAUUGACCUUAUACGGGAAGCGGUUCUGUCAGCGUGUGAGCGGGCGUGUGCUCUGAUCGAUAUGACAGCACACGCUGGAGUACAUCCGUGUAUGGGUGCUGUGGACCUGGUGCCACUCUAUCCUCUCGGAGAGGAUGUGGGUCUGGAGGACUGUGGGCGAGAAGCUCAAGCGUUGGCCUAUGAUUUGACUCAGCGUGUGGUUGGAACCAGCGCUUUUUUCUUCGGCUGGGCAGACUCCCCCCGGCACCGUGGGCUGGCUCAGAGGAGGAAGGAGGUAGGCUGGUUCCGGAAGGAUCUGGACAUUUCAGCCAUAAAACCAGACGUCGGGUCACAUCCAAUAAGACGAUAUGGCCUCACAGGCGUUGGUGCCAGCCCCUAUGUGAUGAACUGUAACGUGACCAUAGACACCGAGGACAUAACCGUGGGCCGGGGCGUCGCCGCAGCUCUCCGGGAGUCCAGUCCUGGAGGUCUCCCGGGGGUACAGGUGCUCGCCCUACCUCACGAAGGCGCCGUGGAGAUCGCCUGCAACGUGGAGAGCGUGCAGGGUGAACCCCCGGCUAGUUUUGCGGACAGCGCCGCACGGUGGCCGACCUUCAGCAUCGCAGGCCGACGCUUCUGCCACGCCCCGGCCUCGCUCAUCACGGCACGAGUGGCGGAGCUGGCCGGGCGUAACGGCGUCGGCACCAAGGGCACGGCCCUGGUGGGCUUCACCCCACUCGAAUGCCGCAGACUGGCAGAGCGAGCGCUGGCGCUGGGUAUCGGGGAGUUCUGGAAGCAGCAGCACAAAGUUUUCAUGUGAUCAUUCCUGUCUCUCUGGAAAAUCUCUGCUAACACUUUAUUUUACAGUGUUGCUCCCACACUGUUGAUUUACUGGAUGAGGGGAAACUUGAUACCAAUCGCUGAAUGUUUAAAUGGAAUGGAAAUGAAGUUACCAGAUUUAACAGAACUGUGUAAUUUGCCUGAGUUGGUGAUCCUAAUGGGUACUUGCUGACGUAGUUUCACAAAAACAGAUCCAGCUAUAGUGGUGGUCGGGAGGACCUCAGCACCCUGAGUUAAAGCAACUGUCCACUCUGUGCACAGGCAGAACCACUGCUGGUAACCAAGAGGGAACUUAAAAAGAGAUCCCCUCAGUAUGUGUGCAGUGCAGUGCACAGCAAUACAAAAGGGCCCAGCAGAAAUUCCUCCUUUGCCUUCCGUUCAGCAUGGGGAUUCAUAUUAGGAUUUGUGAAAUGAUUUAAUAAAAACAUGUCAAUGUGAAAUCCAGGGACAAUUUCUAUGGAGAAAUGGAAGCAAAGCAGCGACAGUCAAUUUAAAAAUAUUCAUUAUUGAUCACUGGUCUUUAAAAAUGAGUGAUUCAUUUAUUGAAUUGAAAUAACAGUGAAAUUGUUUGUCAGCACGACAAACAGCACUUCUGUGGCUGGAAAGCUUAUGGCAUGCAGUCUCCCUGGACAAAAUAUGUGGCUUGCUUAGUCAUGGACCAGCUCAUUUGCAACACUAAUAUAUAUUUCAUAAAAGGUCUGCUUAAAUAAAAGACACCUUUC